GAGGGCGCACCGGCCCGGGCGCGCCGCGGGACACGCGCCGCGGAAUCUCCUUCCCCCCGCGCACCGCUGCCGCAGCUAGAGAGUUCCGCCCACUACAGCCUCUGGCGAGGCGGCGUACACCGUUCAGGUUGAACCCGCACGGCGGGCCCCGGCCUGGGCUGCUGCCGGUACCUCUGCGGAGAGGCGCCGGGGAAGAGGCAGGAGGGCAAGGCGAGGGGGCCGGGCCCCUUAUCCCGCCGCACGCCGCCGCCGCCCCGGAAGCGCUCUCCGGGCGCCUCCAUGCGCCGGCUCCUGGCAACCGGCGAGGCGAGGCUCGCGGCGUCCUGCGCCCAGGCCCGAGGCUCGCUGCGGCCGCUCGGCCGCCGUCGCCGCCAUGCUGCGGGGGGCACAGGAGGGGCAGGCCACGGCCGUCACCAGGGCGCUGUCGGCCGCAUCAGUACUCUGUCAAGUGGAACCGGUGGGAAGAUGGUUUGAAGCGUUUAUUAAGAGGAGAAACAUAAAUGUUUCUGCCUCUUUCCAGGAGCUAGAAGAUGAGAAGGAACUCUCUGAAGAAUCAGGGGAUGAAGAACUGCAGCUUGAAGAGUUUCCUAUGUUAAAAACUCUUGAUCCAAAGGACUGGAAGAAUCAAGACCAUUAUGCAGUUCUCGGGCUAGGCAAUAUACGCUACAGGGCUACUCAAAAACAAAUCAAAGCAGCACAUAAAUCCAUGGUGUUGAAACAUCAUCCAGACAAACGAAAAGCUGCAGGGGAACAGAUAGGAGAAGGUGAUAAUGAUUAUUUUACAUGCAUAACUAAAGCUUAUGAAAUAUUAUCUGAUCCUGUGAAACGACGAGCAUUUAACAGCAUAGACCCUACUUUUGAUAACUCUGUACCUUCCAAAAGUGAAGCAAAAGAAAACUUCUUUGAAGUUUUUUCACCAGUUUUUGAGAGAAACGCCCGGUGGUCAAACAAGAAAAAUGUUCCUAAACUGGGGGACAUGAACUCUUCAUUUGAAGAGGUAGAUGCAUUCUAUUCAUUUUGGUAUAAUUUUGAUUCCUGGAGAGAGUUUUCCUAUUUAGAUGAAGAGGAAAAAGAAAAAGCAGAAUGUCGAGAUGAAAGGAGAUGGAUUGAAAAGCAAAACAGAGCUGCCAGAGCACUGAGAAAAAAAGAAGAAAUGAACAGAAUUAGGACACUUGUUGACAAUGCAUACAGCUGUGAUCCCAGGAUAAAGAAAUUUAAGGAGGAAGAAAAGGCAAAGAAAGAAGCAGAGAAGAAAGCAAAGGUAGAAGCAAAACGAAAAGAACAGGAGGCAAAAGAAAAACAAAGACAAGCAGAAUUAGAAGCUGCACGGUUAGCAAAAGAAAAGGAGGAAGAAGAAUUUAGGCAACAGGCAUUAGUAGCAAAAAAGGAAAAAGAGAUACAGAAAAAAGCCAUCAAGAAAGAAAGGCAAAAACUGAGAACAACGUGCAAGAACUGGAAUUACUUUUCUGAUAAUGAGGCAGAUUGUGUUAAAAUGAUGGAGGAGGUGGAAAAGCUUUGUGAUCGUCUUGAGCUUGCAAGUCUGCAAUGCUUGAAUGAAGCACUUACAUCCACAACAAGGGAAGGAGGAAAGGCGGCUGUAGUAAAACAGAUAGAAGAAAUAAAUGAACAAAUAAAGCGAGAGAAAGAAGAGGCAGAAGCUCGGAUGCGCCAAGCAACAAAGAGUUCAGAAAAGUCAACCACUGGUGGUGGAGGGGCAAGCAAAAAUUGGCCUGAAGAUGAUUUACAGUUGUUAAUUAAAGCUGUGAACCUCUUCCCAGCAGGGACUAAUUCAAGGUGGGAAGUUAUUGCCAAUUACAUGAACUUGCACUCUACUACUGGAAUGAAACGAACAGCAAAAGAUGUCAUCAAUAAAGCCAAGAGCCUCCAAAAGCUUGACCCUCACCAAAAAGAUGAUAUCAACAAGAAAGCGUUUGACAAAUUUAAGAAAGAGCAUGGUGUGGUGCCUCAGAUGGACAGUGCUGCCCCCUCAGAACGAUUUGAAGGAUCACCUUUAGAUUCAUCCCCUUGGACUACAGAAGAACAAAAGCUUUUAGAACAAGCAUUGAAGACUUACCCAGUAAAUACUCCUGAAAGAUGGGAGAAAAUAGCAGCAGCUGUUCCAGGCCGCUCAAAAAAAGACUGCAUGAAGCGAUAUAAGGAACUCGUUGAAAUGGUCAAGGCAAAGAAAGCGGCUCAAGAACAAGUGAUGAAUGCUACUAAAGUCAAGAAAUGACUCUUACUGACAAUCUUUGUUUUAUAAUAAAAAUGCAAAUACUGUA
Messenger RNA from Melopsittacus undulatus (budgerigar), 2279 nucleotides. It is a transcript of the gene DNAJC2, whose product is annotated as DnaJ heat shock protein family (Hsp40) member C2. Gene Ontology annotation, molecular function: ribosome binding; Hsp70 protein binding. Lineage: Eukaryota; Metazoa; Chordata; Aves; Psittaciformes; Psittaculidae. Gene Ontology annotation, biological process: regulation of translational fidelity; 'de novo' cotranslational protein folding. The transcript is spliced from 17 exons. The record is from RefSeq and is a predicted model, not a curated record. The coding region runs from base 374 to 2233 and encodes 619 amino acids. Gene Ontology annotation, cellular component: cytosol.